Molecule: messenger RNA, 987 nt
Organism: Aplosporella prunicola CBS 121167
Lineage: Eukaryota; Fungi; Ascomycota; Dothideomycetes; Botryosphaeriales; Aplosporellaceae
Exons: 1
Coding region: 4-987 (327 amino acids)
Source: RefSeq, a predicted model, not a curated record
ACAAUGCCGCAGCACAACAGACCUUGUGUUAGACGGCGGGACGCAUCCUGUCCAGAUAGCAUUGCUUGGGUUACAUGUACUUUCGCUUCGUCGCCUGUUAGUUAUGCGGGUGAAAUAUCCAGAGUUAGGCGGCACAGAUCUAGAACCUGCCCCAUACCAAAUGAUUCCGAGCAACAACGCCAUUUCUGUCGCUUCAGACAAGAAAACAGACAGUCCUUUAACAGGAUUUCAGUGGAAGACGAUUCGGAUGAAAACAACAACCUCCCAUUGAACACAGAUCCAUUCGGACGAGAACCUCCUUGGACCUACAAUCCGGCUCCCGUUGCACCCACAUUCGAUUAUGUUCGCACAAGCACCACACUCGGUCUUCAGUCAACCAGUCGGCCAGUUACCCAACAUCAAAGCUAUGAAUCAGAGCAGGUGUAUACUGAGCUAGUCAACUGGAUUCAACGGCUCAAACGCGAGUCCGAGCUACCCGUCGCGUCCAUAAGUACGCUCGAUUUACUCAUCCGCCGAGAAACUUGCACAAGAAUUCAACUUAGUCUCAUCGACUACGCGCCACACAACCGCCUUUUCCAGUCUUCGGACUACUAUUACACCGCGCUCAACCAGCUCGCAUAUCAAUAUGAGCUGUUUCGCGUCCUUCGCAACGCGUUGAAGUUGCUUCCAUCUUCCUCAAACCACAAUCAUCUCCAGUAUUUUCAUCGCAUACUCGCUGCUUUCCGCGAAGCCAACAGGCCCUCUGCAUUCGUCUUUGCUGAUAGCUCAUACCCGGUUGAAAUGCCGCUACAGUUGACACCGAGUUUGAAGGCCAUAAGGGACAAGGCUGCUGAUGAAGGGACAAUUGACGGCUGGGCUGACGAUAUUGGGCGCAUGAUUGCGCAUAUCAGCAGCCAUGGUAUCGAGGGGGACCAUUGGGAUGGUUGCGCUGAGGCGAUUGAGCAGUCCAGACAAAUACGGGCGAGCGAACGAGUUCCUCGUUUAUAG